UUUUCACAUGGUUGUUGCAAAACACAGAAUUUAAAGUGAAGUCUCCCUUUCCUAAGAAAACAAUGUUGCUCAAUUCCAAUUUGAUCUGCUAUAAGUAGGAGGAGCAGGGCUUGAUUUGAUUAUCUGCAACAACUCGAAUCAUAAUGAAGUGCGUUUUGGCUUUUGUGAUUGCCGUUGGCAUUUUGUUGACAACAUGUAAUGCCGCCUGCUUCAAUCAGCAGCCUGAUGGAAACCAGAAAGGUUGCCUUUAUAAAGGAAAGAUGCAUAGACUCGGGAGCACAUUUAGAACAAAAGAUUGCAUGGAAUGUACCUGUGAUAUGGACGGCUCAUUGAGAUGUUGCGAUAUAUCUGGUAGACCAGUGGAAUAUGACGAGAAAAAGUGUGAGGUUUUAUUUGAUAAGAAAACCUGCAUGUACCGUGUUGUGGAAAAGAAAGAUCAUUCAAAGGAAUGUAAGCAUUCCAUGGUUGGGUAAAGUGGCCGUCUCCUUGGGCUCGAGCGUUCAUGCUUACAACAUUUAUAUCUGUUUUGUUUUUUUUUGCAUGAACUGAAUUCAGGUCCUUAUAUACAAAGAUAAUACAGUUUAUAUUACAUGAAUAAAGUAUACAUCAAAAUA
Molecule: messenger RNA, 614 nt
Organism: Xenopus laevis (African clawed frog)
Lineage: Eukaryota; Metazoa; Chordata; Amphibia; Anura; Pipidae
Gene: msmb.2.L
Product: beta-microseminoprotein-like
Exons: 4
Coding region: 144-473 (109 amino acids)
Source: RefSeq, a predicted model, not a curated record